AUGGCUAUGGUUUUUUCUGCUUUUGCGGCGUCUCUCUACGUGGUUGCAGUUGUGUUCUUCCGCUGGCAAAAGCUUGCACAGUUAUAUUAUAGCGUGUGGUUUGCAGUGGUUGCUUUAGCGUGUGGAAUUGUACACAAGCAUAGUGCCUCUUCCAAAAACUUGGAAUAUUUAAAUGUGAAGCCCCACCUGCAAAACACGAUCAUCGUUCCUGAGAUGUCAAUGGCAAGACCUUCAACACAGUUGAAAUCAAGCCUGAGUUCUCAAUCUCAUACACAGUCAAGCAUGGUAGACCUGGUACUGGUGCCACCCAUCGACAAGGUUCAUUCCUCUGCAAUGAGAAGUCUACAGUCGAUUCAGAAAUAUGAAGAGAUUUUGUUCGUUAGGAUCACUUAUGUUAUGUUCUUCGUAUUCGUGUGCUUAAUUAGUUUGUAUUCUAUCUGCUGA
Molecule: messenger RNA, 444 nt
Organism: Fraxinus pennsylvanica
Lineage: Eukaryota; Viridiplantae; Streptophyta; Magnoliopsida; Lamiales; Oleaceae
Source: the annotation of a GenBank genome assembly